Messenger RNA from Zingiber officinale, 4347 nucleotides. Its product is annotated as DExH-box ATP-dependent RNA helicase DExH11-like. The coding region runs from base 146 to 4144 and encodes 1332 amino acids. Gene Ontology annotation, biological process: nuclear-transcribed mRNA catabolic process, 3'-5' exonucleolytic nonsense-mediated decay. The transcript has 23 exons. Gene Ontology annotation, molecular function: ATP binding; RNA binding; RNA helicase activity. Gene Ontology annotation, cellular component: Ski complex. The record is from RefSeq and is a predicted model, not a curated record. Lineage: Eukaryota; Viridiplantae; Streptophyta; Magnoliopsida; Zingiberales; Zingiberaceae.
AGUCACCAAGAAACGAACGGAUUUUUUUCGAAGAGCGAGGGAAGGGAAGGGAAAGGGACGGGCGCCAUUACUUCCGACUGCCUCGUCUAGUGGUCGUAAGGCUGCAGGUCGCUGCGACUAGAACAAUUCUCCGUCGUCGUCGUCGAUGGAGCGCGUUGUGGCGGCUAACGAGGUCGCCUUCAGCUUAGGGUUUACUGGACACAGCGGUCAUCUCCAUCUCGAGCCACUCCAUCCCGUUGUCCGGCCGAACUCCUUGACUUCUCUCCCUGAUUUCAUUCUCCCACCUGCUUUUCCUCAAGAAACACAUGAAAGAAUGAGGGAGAGUAUAGAGGAAAAUUACCUUCAUCCAGAGGUCGACCUUGAUGAGUUCUCUGUGCAAAACUCUGGGAGGUGGUGGCAUUAUGAUUGGUUUGACAGGGCUAAACUCCAGUUGGAGCCUUCAGAACCCCGUUUCAUUGUUGCUCCUAUGUGGGAGUUGCCAUUCAGGCGAUCCAAGAAUUCAGUAAUAUGGAAUCCACAUUCAGUGGAGGUAGACAUUACAUUGCUGAUGGAAGGUGCUCAAGAGUUGGGAUCAAUGCCUCGAAUGCCUGGGCCACCAAAGGAAUUUGUAAGAGGAAGCACCAACAACCGCCCAUUCCGACCAGGAGGACUUGAAGGUUCUCAAGCUUUACAAAGAAGCCUUCCCGAGGGAGCACAUAGUGGUGAUUGGGUGCAUGAAGUUAUCCAUGGUGGUCAUGCUCAAAAUGUCCCCCCUAGCUCUAAAAAUGGACUUGAUCUAGGUAGCCUUAAGGAAUAUACCUGCCAAUGGACCUAUACCAGCCAACAGAUAUUUCCAGAGAAGGAUUCUAUUGAUGAGGGAAUGAAUAAACACUCAGUGCAGUUCAAUUAUUUGUUUAAAAUGGCUUGGGAAGAAGAUAUCAUUGAAGGAUCAAGUGGUGAUGGUUCUAACCAAGAUGAAAUUGAAAAUGAAGAUGCAAAAGUUGAUGAUAUUCCUGAAACUUUAGAAAAUACGAUAUUGAGUGAAUCAAGUGAUGCAGAAGCUGAAUUAGGUGGACAAAGUGCCAAAGCUAAGAAUCAUGACAAGGAGGUGUGGGCUCUUCUUGGUGGGAAUGAUAUAAUUGUUGAUCAUUUCCAUGAACUUGUUCCUGAUAUGGCUAUUGACUUCCCUUUUGAGUUGGAUAGCUUCCAGAAAGAGGCUAUAUACUAUCUUGAGAGAGGUGAGUCUGUUUUUGUAGCUGCUCAUACUUCUGCCGGAAAGACUGUUGUUGCUGAAUAUGCAUUUGCUUUAGCAUCAAAACAUUGCACGAGGGCUGUUUAUACUGCUCCAAUAAAAACUAUCAGCAACCAAAAGUACAGGGAUUUUUCUGGGAAAUUUGAUGUAGGCCUUCUUACCGGAGAUGUAAGUUUGAAGCCAGAGGCAUCUUGUCUUAUCAUGACUACAGAGAUAUUGCGGUCAAUGCUUUAUAAAGGUGCUGAUAUCAUUAGAGACAUCGAAUGGGUUAUAUUUGAUGAAGUGCAUUAUGUUAAUGAUGCUGAGAGAGGAGUUGUUUGGGAGGAAGUGAUUAUCAUGCUUCCAAGUCAUGUGAACAUCGUCCUACUUUCAGCAACGGUCCCUAACACAAUUGAAUUUGCGGAUUGGAUUGGCCGAACAAAACAAAAGAAAAUACGUGUGACAGGGACUAUCAAAAGACCUGUUCCACUUGAGCACUGCUUGUUCUUCUCUGGGGGGUUGUUCAAAAUAUGUGAGAAUGAUGAGUUUUUGCCUCAAGGAUUCAAAGCAGUAAAAGAAGUUUAUAAAAAAAGAAAGUCUAAUGCUGUUGGAGGCCCUUCUGGAGUGAAACAUGUUGCUUCACACUUUCAUGGUGGAGGCCAACCCAAGCAAUUUGACCGUUCUAAUCGAGAGAGAAGUCAAAAGCAUUCAGGACAUCAGAAUGCUCAGAAUUCCUUGAAUACUAGCGGGAAUCAACAUACUUCAGGUCUAAGGAGAUCCGAGUCCUCUUUGUGGCUGUCACUCAUAAACAAGCUUUCAAAGAAUGCCCAAUUGCCUGUUGUCAUUUUCUGCUUUUCCAAGAAUCGUGUUGAUAAAUCAGCAGAUAACAUGACCGGGACUGACUUGACAAGUAAUUCUGAAAAAAGUGAAAUUCGGGUCUUUUGUGACAAAGCAUUUUCAAGGCUAAAAGGAUCUGAUAGGAAUCUUCCACAAGUUGUUCGUGUCGAGAACUUGCUUAAGAGGGGUAUUGGUGUGCACCAUGCGGGGCUUCUUCCAAUUGUAAAAGAAGUUGUUGAGAUGCUCUUUUGUCGGGGUGUCAUUAAGGUUCUGUUCUCCACUGAGACUUUUGCAAUGGGAGUUAAUGCUCCAGCUCGAACAGUUGUCUUUGAUACCUUGAGAAAGUUUGAUGGAAAGGAUUUCAGGAAGUUGCUUCCUGGGGAAUAUAUUCAAAUGGCUGGCCGAGCUGGAAGGAGAGGGUUAGAUAAUAUUGGUACAGUUGUUAUUAUGUGUCGUGAUGAGAUUCCUGAAGAAAGUGACUUGAAGCAAGUAAUGGUUGGAAGACCAACUAGGCUUGAGUCUCAAUUUCGAUUGACAUAUACCAUGAUAUUGCAUCUUCUCCGUGUUGAAGAAUUGAAGGUGGAGGACAUGUUAAAAAGAAGCUUUGCAGAAUUCCAUGCACAAAAGAAUUUGCCAGAGAAAGAGCGACUUCUUUUGCAAAAGCUACGCCAAUCUACUAAAAAGAUUGAAUGCAUAAAAGGCGAACCUACAAUAGAAGCAUAUUAUGAGAUGGCAUCAGAAGCUGAAACAUACAGACGACAAAUUAUGGAGGCUAUCUUGCAGUUACAGUCCACCCAACAACUUCUUUCUCCAGGAAGACUGGUGAUAGUUAAACAACUACCGGCAGAAGACCACUUACUUGGUGUUGUUCUGAAGACUCCUGCUGCUGCUAAUAAACAAUAUAUCAUUUUAGUAUUGACUACUGCUACUGCUUCGUCUAUGCAAGCUUCAUGUCCCUUGAACAAAAUACAAGAGAAUCAAAGUUUUCAACAAGGUUAUUUUAUUACUCCUAAAGGAAAGCGUGGUACAGAAGAAGAGUAUUUUUCAUCCAUUACUUCAAGGAAAGGAUCUGGAGCUAUAAACAUAAAAUUGCCCCAUUAUGGUAGUGCUUCUGGGAUUAACUAUGCUGUUACAGAAAUGGAGAACAAAGAUAUCAUCUCUAUUUGCAAUUGCAAAAUGAAGAUUGAUCAAGUCCGACUUCUUGAGGAUGCAAGCAACAUUGCAUAUGCAAAAACUGUUCAGGAAUUGCUAAAACAGAAACCUGAUGGAAACAAAUUUCCUCCUGCUCUGGAUGCUGUAAAAGAUCUCAAAUUGAAAGAUAUGGCUCUUGUGCAAAUGUAUCAUAUUUACAAUGAAUUUUUGCAAAAUAUGAGUGAGAACAAAUGCCAUGGUUGCACAAAGUUGAAUGAACAUAUCAUGUUGAUGAAGGAGCAAAGUAGGCACAAAGAAGAAGUCAAUGCUUUAAAAUUCCAAAUGUCAGAUGAUGCUCUUCAGCAAAUGCCAGACUUUCAAGGCCGGAUUGAUGUGCUCAAGGAGAUCUACUGUAUUGAUUCUGAUCUUGUUGUUCAAUUGAAGGGUCGGGUUGCAUGUGAAAUGAACUCUGGGGAGGAACUGAUAUGCACAGAAUGUUUGUUUGAGAACCAAUUGGAUGAUCUGGAACCUGAAGAGGCAGUUGCAAUUAUGUCUUCUCUUGUUUUCCAACAGAACAACACUACUGAACCAUCACUUACUCCUAAGCUGGCUUAUGCAAAAAAAAGGUUAUAUGAUACAGCGAUUAGAUUGGGUCAACUCCAGGCACAGUUUAAACUCUCUAUUGAUCCAGUGGAAUAUGCACGAGACAAUCUCAAGUUUGGCCUUGUUGAAGUUGUAUACGAAUGGGCAAAGGGAACCCCAUUUGCUGAUAUUUGUGAACUCACUGACGUACCUGAAGGUCUCAUAGUAAGAACUAUUGUUAGACUGGAUGAAACAUGUCGUGAAUUCAAGAACGCAGCCUCAAUAAUGGGCAACUCCAGCCUUUACAAGAAGAUGGAAACAGCUUCAAAUGCUAUAAAACGUGACAUUGUGUUUGCAGCUAGCUUGUAUGUGACAGGAGUUUGAACACAGCUCUUGUUGCCAUUAAUCUUGUAUCAUCCUAGAAAUGGCACAAUAGAUUUCACUUGUCAUCGUAAAAAGACAAUUUCACACAUUCUUAAACAUUGUGUUAAUAGCAAAGUGUUUGUCUCAUUGGCUGUAAAUUGUUAGGAUUUUAUUAGUGUUAUCUACAUCUUGCUAAUAGUCAUCAAAUUUAAUUUGAAGAUCAA